GUGACAUCAGCCACCAGACGCAAGCAGAUUCUUUUUCAUGUUUUGCCAGGCGUUUUAAGAGUUUGGUUGCUCCCGAGUUAUUAUUCAUAUGCAUGCGUAUCAGGUUUGUUGUCACUCUCAGCCCUGCCUGUAUAAGACUCGUGCCCCGCUGAUGACAUCACAAAAGGGACUGGGCAAACAGGUGCAGCGUCUAUGAAAAGAAGAAGCCGGCAUUUGACGGUGGCAGACGAGGAGAGCAGGAGAAGAGCCGCCCGUGAAGAAAAGUGCGAGGUCUGGCCGGCCGGCCUGCACAUCACUACUGGAGGAGUUUCACCAGGUGAAUUUUUGCUCAGGCAGAAAAACAGAUCUAUAAGUGAAAAACGAUCAACAUGAGCUACAGGUGAAUAAAUAAUAGUCCAGUGGGAAAAUGACUGCUGAAAGCAUGCCUGGGAAGAUGCACACAAUGCUGGAGAACUUAGAUCGUUUUAUUGAGCUUCUGACUCUGUCUCAAAGUGUCCAUGUAAAAGACUGGGACAUCUUGUGUGUAAGACGAGGAUUUGAAUGGGGAUCUUACUUUCAGCAGGUUUAUCAUCGCUUCUGUGCCAAUGACUGCCUCAGAAAUGCUCUUGAGGACCAUCUUAGAUCAAAGAAUCAGAAGCUCAGCACUUGCAUAAAAAACUAUCAAUAUAUAAGCUUCAAUGAUCUCAGACACAGUAAAGACAUUUUCUGCACGUCGUUACUCCAGAAUAAAGCUCUUUCCAGGAAUAUUUUCCAAUAUAUUGUGACAAAGUUAAAAAAUCAAAGCAGCGGGGAAACGAACACAUGCAAUAUGAGUAACAUCAUGUGUCAGAAAGCAGCCUCGGCAUUGCUGCUCUUUCCUUCAUCCAUUGAUUCCAAAAACCCUCUAGAGAACCCUUGUGCAGUUACAGAAGCAGAAAUUCUGAAGAACCAUUUAGAAUACAGAAUACAUUCAUUGAAAGAAGACCAUCAGUUUGCAGUUGUCUCAGAUGUUCUCAGUGGUAUUCCUCAACCUUCCAUAUACAAUUUAUUAGCCAUUUUAUUGCUCUCAAGUGAGACUUGUGAUUCUCAGGACCAGCUUUCACUGUCUCAUCUUCUCCUGAAAUGGUUACUAGAAAAUGAUAGUGUAUGGACUGAUUUCUGCAGUAAAAUACAUUCCCAUCUUUUGUCACAUUUAAGUUCUAAGUAUUCCAUAGUUAGGAAGGCAUAUUUCAACUUCCUAAUCAAGUUAGGUGAAAGUAUGGAGCUUGAUGUCCAGGGAAAAUGGGUUAGUAACAGUGCUGAACUGUCCUUUGAUAUUUUUCUUAAUCAUUUUGAAAGUCUUAUGAAAACUAGUGAAGACCUCCAAACUGCCACAGAAGCAACACUUGAGGACUUAAAACGACAGGAUGGGGAUUACAAUGUGCCAGGCAUUAGUGUUUGGACUGAUGUUUUACUUGAAGUGAAAAGGAUUUAAACUCAUCUGUCUGUCAUUUUAUUAAAAUAUUUCAUCACUUUA
Messenger RNA from Xenopus laevis (African clawed frog), 1495 nucleotides. It is a transcript of the gene fancf.L, whose product is annotated as FA complementation group F L homeolog. Bases 407 to 1453 code for a protein of 348 amino acids. NCBI's taxonomy places the organism in Eukaryota, Metazoa, Chordata, Amphibia, Anura, Pipidae. Gene Ontology annotation, biological process: interstrand cross-link repair; DNA damage response. The record is from RefSeq and is a predicted model, not a curated record. The transcript has 4 exons. Gene Ontology annotation, cellular component: Fanconi anaemia nuclear complex.